Molecule: messenger RNA, 1663 nt
Organism: Jatropha curcas
Lineage: Eukaryota; Viridiplantae; Streptophyta; Magnoliopsida; Malpighiales; Euphorbiaceae
Source: RefSeq, a predicted model, not a curated record
UAUUCUGAGAAAAUUAUGAGUUUUUGCAAGUGGGUUUUAUUUAAUUUUCUUUGUUUUUAACUGUUUUGUUCCAUACCUAAAUAGUGCUCUGCUUGUUGUAGAAAACAGAGGAAUUUUUUUCCAGAAUGUCCUUGGCUUUGAAAAUUGGUAGCUUUUAUUCAUCUUUUCUAUUUGUUUUCUGUAAAGAACUUUGUUUUGAUAUUUUGGUGAAAACCAUAUUCGCCAUAUAGUUUUGGUGCCUGAGAUGAAAGCUUCAGUUGGAGAGGUGUAUUUUUGUGCAAUUAAAGAUGGGAAGGGUCAAGCUAAAGAUAAAAAGGUUAGAGAGCACCAGCAAUCGACAAGUGACCUAUUCUAAACGAAGGAAUGGGAUCUUGAAGAAAGCCAAGGAAUUGUCCAUAUUAUGUGACAUAGAUGUUGUCCUUCUCAUGUUCUGUCCAACUGGAAAGCCUACAUUAUUCCAAGGAGAACAAAGCAAUAUAGAAGAAGUAAUUGCAAAAUUUGCUCAAUUAACUCCACAGGAAAGGGCAAAAAGGAAAUUGGAGAGCCUUGAAGCAUUGAGAAAAACCUUCAAGAAGUUUGACCACGACGUUAAUAUGAAAGAGUUCUUGGGUGCGAGCAUUCAGACAGCUGAGGAGUUGACUGAUCAAGUUAGGCUGGUGCAAGAACAAAUUUCAGAAGCACAGAAGAGACUGAGCUAUUGGAGUAACCCUGACAUGGUUGAUAGCAUACAACAUCUUGGGCAAAUGGAAGACUCUCUGAAAGAAUCAAUUAACCGAAUCCGCCUGCACAAGUUUCAGAAUGGAUUGGCCUUACCUUUGAUGAUGAAUGGCAUGCAAGAUGUCCAACCACUAUCAUGGAUUCCGAACAAUGGAAAUCAAACUAUGAUGUUAUCCAAUGAGCAAAAUUUUUUGCAGAAAAGAGAGGUGGAAAGCUCAGAUGCAUCUCUUCCAGGCUAUUCUGGUUACUAUAAUACUGGCAAACAAACGGAAAUUGGAAAUUCAGGAUCAGUUGAGAAUAUGGGACAGGAAGGUGGUGCAUUGAGCAAUUUAAGCAGCAAUACAUCCUUAAGUGUGCAACUUGAUGAGCAAUUCUCAUAUCCUCCAUAUAGUAGUUUAAAUUUGGCAUGUGUUGAGAAAGUGAAGCCUGAAGAGCAGAUGAACCCCCAAGGAAACCAUGUUGUUUAUCAAGUUAAUAGUAAUUUUGAACUGCCUAGACCUGUAUUUGAUAAUGGGCAUCAUAGUUGGGUUUCUGCAUCUGUGCCAUGCUGCGUUGCAAUGUUUAAUGAAAAUCCAUACAACCAGGAAAGCUAGUAUGCAUUGGAAUUUUUGACUCUUCACUUCAUUUCAUGCAGCAAUCAAAUUGACUCGUGUGUGAAAUUAACUUUUAUUUUCCUCUGGUGGGACGAGCGGCUGCUGGAAGAAUCAGUAGUGUAAUUUUAUGAUAUGUUUUGUACCAACCAGGAAGGUUUUAGGACAGGAUUUUGAUGUAUGCGAAACGGAUAAACAGAAAGGUUGAGAUUCAUCUGGAUGUUUUCAGCCAUCCAAUGUGUUAGCUUGUUAGCUGUAUAUAUGAUAUGUACAUGUUUCAUAAUUACCAGAUUAUAUAUUUAUUUCUAUGUUCUGUAAUCAUAUUUGUAGCUGGAAAGAAUUUAUGGCUUUAGUCA